AUGUCGGAACAAACGUACAUGUACGCGUAUGUAACUCUGCCUCGCCAUGACCAGAGCGAAUGGUACUCUCGGAAAUGUUAUCGAGACGGAAGACGUGUGGUGUUGGCAAACUACGACUUGAUGGGAUCAAAGAGUUUCAGUUUCAAAGAGAAGCUUAGGAAGUCUGUGAAAGGAAUAAACGAGUCAGCCGAGCGGUUGGUUUUGGAUGUGAGGCAAGGUACAACCAAAAGACGUUUCGCGAUUAGAGUUUUGAGGACAAAACUUGGUUUCUAUUCUUGCUUCCUUACUAGUAUUAGACGUUUUACUUCUUGCUUUGGGUCAUAGGGAUUUAUAAUUUCAUCAUGUUAUUAAUCAUAUCAGAAGUUAU
Molecule: messenger RNA, 367 nt
Organism: Eutrema salsugineum
Lineage: Eukaryota; Viridiplantae; Streptophyta; Magnoliopsida; Brassicales; Brassicaceae
Exons: 1
Coding region: 1-324 (107 amino acids)
Source: RefSeq, a predicted model, not a curated record